UUCUCGUUGUGCAAAGGUCAAACUGAGGGGACUAGAAAUCCAACUUCAACCCUUCAACCACUCCAUACUAACCUCAACAGCAAAGAUUCUCGACCAUCAACUACGCCCUCGUUCAAGAUGGUCAAUCUACGCACUCAGAAGCGCCUCGCGGCAUCCGUCAUUGGAUGCGGUCAGCGCAAGAUCUGGCUCGACCCCAAUGAGGUUAACGAGAUCUCCAACGCCAACUCUCGCCAGACCAUCCGAAAGCUCGUCAGCGAUGGCCUCAUCAUUCGCAAGCCCGUUACUAUGCACUCUCGAUCCCGCGCCCGCGAGCUCAACCUUGCCCGACGAGAUGGCCGACACCGAGGUUUCGGUAAGCGAAAGGGUACCGCCGAUGCUCGCAUGCCUCAACAAGUUCUAUGGAUGCGACGUCUCCGAGUCCUCCGACGUCUCCUAGUCAAGUACCGUGCCAGCGGAAAGAUUGACAAGCACCUUUACCACGAGCUGUACCACUCCAGCAAGGGUAACGCCUUCAAGCACAAGCGAGCAUUGGUUGAGCACAUCCACCGCGCCAAGGCUGAGAAGGCCCGCGAGCGCGCUCUCCAGGAAGAGAUGGACGCCAAGCGACAGAAGAACAAGGCCGCUCGUGAGCGCAAGUUGGAGAGACAGACGGCGAAGCGAAACGCGUUGGCUGGUGAGGAGGAGACGGCAUAGAGGGAUGACAAUAGGAUGCGUUGACAUAUGCGCACGAUCUAGCUACGUAGAAGAGCUUGAGGUGUCGUCAUAUGAACUACCGGAAUCUGAGACGGCUGCAUUCGGAGUAUUUGGUUGGGUCUCUAUUUCCUUGCGCCCUUCGGUCGUAAUCCUUCCACCGCCGGGCUUUGCAUUUGAUGGCAUUGAAAACGGAAUCAAUGAUCUUGACACCUGUCUUUUCCAGUCUUCUUUUAAGUGAAGCUGCCGUGUUGUGAUAAUGCCAAAUCAUUACAACUACCUACUCUUGCACAUCCUUGUAACAGGCAGCACAGUAUGUAGCAUCUUGCAUCACAAGACUAACAACCCUAAUAAAUACUUCGAUGAAAAAAAU
This is a messenger RNA of Hypoxylon fragiforme, 1063 nucleotides long. Its product is annotated as 60S ribosomal protein L19. Gene Ontology annotation, cellular component: cytosolic large ribosomal subunit; ribosome. Gene Ontology annotation, molecular function: structural constituent of ribosome; RNA binding. Gene Ontology annotation, biological process: translation. The transcript is spliced from 4 exons. The record is from RefSeq and is a predicted model, not a curated record. Lineage: Eukaryota; Fungi; Ascomycota; Sordariomycetes; Xylariales; Hypoxylaceae. Bases 118 to 693 code for a protein of 191 amino acids.